This is a messenger RNA of Nylanderia fulva, 2409 nucleotides long. Its product is annotated as mitochondrial dicarboxylate carrier-like. Lineage: Eukaryota; Metazoa; Arthropoda; Insecta; Hymenoptera; Formicidae. The record is from RefSeq and is a predicted model, not a curated record.
CAAGAAGUUUGCAUUGGUACCGUGUUGCUCUUCGAUCAAGAUUAUUUUACUGUCCAUAUUUACUCUAUCAAUUCCAAGAAUGUUGCACACCAUUUCCAUUGUACUAGCCAUGAUGAACUGAAUGAACUCGACUCAAGCGCAUAAGGCCAGUCAUCAACUCUGCGAGAGGAGUAUCAGCUGUUGUCGGGGUCGGAGCACGUCGCAGAUGUCGUCAGCAGAACAAAGGAUUAUGUGAGAAACCCUUUCGAUUUCGCUCGUCAAUCAUCGAACCAUCGAAUACAACUGGACCGAAACAGUGGAAUUCUGCGAAUUUCAAAGCUCGUUAAUUGCUCUUCUACUAUAAACUAUUUUAGUAAUGCAUACACAAUAAAAACUGCCAUUCCUACAAAAUAAAUGAAUUAUGUAUUAACGUUUCAUUUUAAUAAUAUAUUUAGAAAUAAAGUGCUACGGAUAUACUUUUAGUUGUUGCUUAAUUUGUAAAAUUAAAAAAACAACUAAACAAUGGAUGACAAAAGUAAGAAAUUAUCACGUUGGUACUUUGGUGGUGUUUCUUCCGCAGCUGCUGCAUGUGUGACUCAUCCUUUAGAUUUACUGAAGGUCCAUUUGCAAACUCAGCAGGAAGGCAAAAUAUCAAUAGUACAUUCAACUGUUGAAAUAGUUAGAAAACAAGGAGUUAUAGCUUUAUACAAUGGACUUAGUGCUUCCUUACUUCGGCAACUUACUUAUUCUACAAUAAGAUUUGGUGCUUACGACGUCGGCAAACAAAUGUUCGAAACACCUGAUCAUUCAUUACCUUUUUAUCAAAAACUCUUAUUGGCUGGAGUUUCUGGUGCUGUAGGCGGUGUUUUCGGAACACCUAGUGAUGUAAUUACUGUACGCAUGCAGAAUGAUAUCAAAUUACCACCAGAACUAAGAAGAAACUAUAAGCAUGUUUUUGAUGGAUUGUUACGUGUAUUUCAACAAGAGGGUGUUCGUCAAUUAUUUAGUGGAUGUUCAACCGGAGUCAUGAGAUCAGUACUCAUGACUAUUGGUCAAUUGAGUUGUUAUGAUCAGAUUAAAAUGAUGUUGUUGGAGACUGGUUAUUUUCAGGAUACUCCUUCGACGCAUGUUCUAACCAGUGUAUCAGCUGGCACUAUCGCAACAACGCUAACACAACCUAUAGAUGUUCUAAAGACGCGAACACAAAAUGCUAAGCCUGGAGAAUUUAAAAAUCUAAUGGCACUUUUCUCAUAUACUGCCAAACUUGGACCACAAGGUUUCUUUAAAGGUUAUGUACCUAGAUUUAUUCGAUUAGCACCACAAACCAUUCUCACAUUUGUAUUCCUUGAGCAACUCAGAUAUAAUUUUGGGUUCUAUCCACCUUCUGUGAAACCAUCGUUAAUCAACGGGAGAUGGUAUUACACGUGGCUGUCAGCUGAUCGCGGCGCGGCGCCGCUCCACUUCUCCAGAACGUUUUACAUCAGUGGAAUUCCAGCUGCUGUCGGGGUCGGACGUCGCCAUCAGCAAAAUCGACGAUUAUAUCGUACAAUGGCUGAUAAAAGUAAGAAAUUAUCACGUUGGUACUUUGGUGGUAUUUCUUCUGCAGGUGCUGCAUGUGUGACUCAUCCUUUGGAUUUACUUAAGGUCCAUUUGCAAACUCAGCAAGAAGGCAAGAUAUCAAUAGUACGUUCGACUAUUGGAAUAAUUAGAAAACAGGGAAUAUUAGCUUUAUACAAUGGACUCAGUGCUUCCUUACUUCGUCAACUUACUUAUUCUACAAUAAGAUUUGGUGCUUACGAGGUCGGCAAACAAACGUUUGAAACACCUGACCGUCCAUUAUUUUUUUACCAAAAACUCUUCUUGGCUGGAGCUUCUGGUGCUGUAGGUGGUGUUUUUGGAACUCCCAGUGAUGUAAUUAAUGUACGCAUGCAGAAUGAUAUUAAAUUAGCACCAGAAUUAAGAAGAAACUACAAACAUGCAUUGGAUGGAUUGGUUCGUGUAAUUCAACAAGAGGGUGUUCGACAAUUGUUCAGCGGAUGUUCGACCGCGACCAUGAGAGCAGUGAUGAUGACUAUCGGUCAACUGAGUUUUUAUGAUCAGAUUAAGACGAUAUUGUUACAGUCUGGUUAUUUUCGAGAUAAGCCUUCAACGCAUAUUUUAUCCAGUAUAGCAGCUGGCGCUAUUGCAACAACGCUAACACAACCUUUAGAUGUUCUAAAGACACGUGCAAUGAAUGCUAAACCUGGAGAGUUUAAAAAUCUAAUGGAACUCUUUUUAUAUACUGCCAAACUUGGGCCACUGGCUUUUUUCAAAGGCUAUGUACCUGCAUUUAUUCGUUUAGCACCACAAACUGUUCUGACAUUUGUAUUCCUCGAACAACUCAGAUAUAAUUUUGGGUUCUAUCCACCAUCUGUAAAACUAUCAUCUUAA